Molecule: messenger RNA, 747 nt
Organism: Hibiscus syriacus
Lineage: Eukaryota; Viridiplantae; Streptophyta; Magnoliopsida; Malvales; Malvaceae
Product: peroxisomal membrane protein PMP22-like
Exons: 8
Coding region: 24-581 (185 amino acids)
Cellular component (GO): cytoplasm; membrane
Source: RefSeq, a predicted model, not a curated record
AUUUAUUUAUUUUUUGAUUCACCAUGUCUGAUAUUGUCCAAGAAGCAUGGAGAAAAUAUCUUAUUCAACUUCAAGCUCACCCUCUCAGAACCAAGGCAAUCACAGCCGGGUGUUUAGCUGGUUGCAGUGAUUUGAUAGCUCAAAAGAUUUCUGGGGUCAAAAGGCUUCAGUUGAGAAGAUUGCUUCUGAUCAUGCUUUAUGGGUUUGCAUAUUCAGGACCAUUUGGGCACUUCCUUCAUAAAGUGAUGGAUAUCAUCUUCAGGGGAAAGAAAGGCAAUAAAACUGUUGCAAAGAAGGUGUUGUUGGAACAAUUGACUUCUUCUCCUUGGAACAACUUCUUCUUCAUGAUGUAUUAUGGACUAGUGGUUGAAGGAAGGCCAUUGGGUUUAGUCAGAAGUAAAGUUAGAAAGGAUUACCCGAAUAUUCAAUUGACUGCAUGGAAGUUUUGGCCUAUAGUUGGCUGGAUAAACUACCAGUACAUGCCUCUGCAGUUCCGAGUUCUGUUCCACAGUUUUGUAGCCUCCUGCUGGGCCAUCUUCCUCAACCUGAAAGCAAGAUCCAGUGCAAUUAAGGCGGCGUAGCGAAAGGCUUCUCCUUAUGCAAAUCUCUCCUACCCAUCUCAAGAACUUUCUUGUUUGUUUGGAGGGAAAAUUCUCCCAUUGUUAAAGAUUUGGCUUGCAACACUUUUCUGUCGAGGUUUUCGACAUUGUCCAAUUCUAAACUAGGUUUGAUGUUGUGGUUGUUUUA